Betta splendens (Siamese fighting fish) is the source of this 3538-nucleotide messenger RNA. RefSeq names its product dymeclin (gene dym). NCBI's taxonomy places the organism in Eukaryota, Metazoa, Chordata, Actinopteri, Anabantiformes, Osphronemidae. The record is from RefSeq and is a predicted model, not a curated record. Gene Ontology annotation, cellular component: Golgi apparatus. The transcript has 17 exons. Gene Ontology annotation, biological process: Golgi organization. The coding region runs from base 289 to 2292 and encodes 667 amino acids.
CAUGACGUCACCACGCAGGGGGUGGCGACGUGGAAAACAUGGAGGAAAAGGAGUGUGUAGAGUAAACUUAACUGCCUCACAUUUCUCAAUAUUUCAGGCGUUUCGCUUUGUAAACGACACGUGAUAAGCAAACUGGACACAGUUAUUUGCCAAACGCCGGUACACGUUGACUGAACAGGGAGCUGGAAGCGAUACGGAGACUGGGAGAAGCGUUUCUGACAGGAUUCAGCAUAUGCACGGUGAAACACAGUGAAGAGUGCUGAACCUGGCUUAGCAGAGCCAGUAGAGAUGGGAGCCAACACCAGCCAGGUCAGUGACCUGUCUGAUAACAGCAGCCUCAAGGCUCUGGUGGGCUCAGAGUCCAUGUCGGAGAAUGACCCUUUCUGGAACCAGCUCAUCUCCUUCACUUUCAUCAGUCCCACCAGCAGUGGAGACACCAAGUUACUGGAAGAAGCUGUCAUCCCACUGGCCAAAGCACUCAUUGAAAACAAUCCCAGAACGGGGAACUUUGGUGCUCUUGUGAGAAUUUUCCUGGGAAGAACCAAAGAGCUGAAGAUUUCUACAGAAUGCCAAGAUCAGCUGUUUAUCUGGCAGGCCCACAAUGCACUGUUCAUGAUUCGUUGCCUGCUCAAGGUGUUCAUCAGGGAGCUGAGCGAAGAGGAGCUGCACCUGCAGUUCUCCUACCAAGAGAGGGCACCAGGCUCCUAUGGAGGCAGCGAGGACCUCCUGGAGGAGCUGCUCACCAACCUAGUUCACCUGAUCGUUGACGUGCCCCUGCUAGACAUCACCUAUAGCAUCCUGUUUGAAGCAGUGACCACGCUGCUGGUGCUCUUCUCCUAUCAGCUCUUCCACAAAGACAUCCUCCGGGAUGGAAUAAUCUACCAGCACAUCAUGAAGGGGAGAUGUUUGCCCUUAACCAGUCGCCUAGUGAAGACCCUGCUCUACAACUUUAUCAGGCAGGAGAAGUGUCCGCCUCCAGCGACACACAUCUUCGAGCCCAAAGCUGAAGGCGGCCUGCUUUACGGCCUAGCGUCAGGAGUGGCAAGUGGUCUGUGGACUGUCUUUACGUUGGGCGGAGCUGCCAGCAAAGCCGGGUUAGACCAGGAACACAACCCCUUGCCCUUAUCUAAUCAGAGCCUUCUGUUACUGCUGGUUCUAGCCAAUCUAACAGACGGCCCCGACUGGCCCAACCCCUACCGGCAAGCUAUUACGUGUUUCAGAAACACACAAGACACAUCAUCGCUGCCUGUGGAGCAGCCUCACACGUUCCAGAUCAAUUUCAACAGCCUGUACACAGCUCUGUGUGAACAGCAGCGCUCUGACCAGGCCACCCUACUACUGUACACCCUGCUGCACCAGAACGCCAACAUGAGGACGUACAUGCUCUCCAGAACUGACAUGGACAAUCUGGUAUUGCCUAUUCUUGAGAUCCUUUACCACGUCGAGGAAAGAAAUUCUCAUCAUGUCUACAUGGCCCUCAUCAUUCUCCUCAUCCUUACAGAGGACGACGCCUUUAAUCGUUCCAUCCAUGAGGUGAUGUUAAAGAACAUCUCCUGGUACACAGAGAGGUCUUUGACAGAGAUUUCCCUUGGUAGUUUGCUCAUCUUAGUUGUCAUCCGCACGAUCCAGUUCAACAUGACCCGGACAAGGGAUAAGUACCUUCACACUAACUGUCUGGCCGCGCUUGCCAACAUGUCGGCUCAGUUUCGAUGUCUGCACCAGUAUGCUGCCCAGCGCAUCAUCAGUUUGUUUGCAUUGCUUUCCAAAAAGCACAACAAGGUUUUGGAGCAGGCAACGCAGAGUCUGAGAGGCAGGCAGCCGGAUAACACAGCUCUGCCCGACUAUGCCCAGGACCUAAAUGUGAUUGAGGAGGUGAUCCGCAUGAUGCUGGAGAUCAUCAACUCCUGCCUGUGCAACUCCCUACACCACAACCCCAACCUGGUGUACGCGCUGCUCUACAAGAGGGAGCUCUUUGAGCAGUUCAGGACGCACCCAUCCUUCCAGGACAUCAUGCAGAACUUGGACAUGGUGAUUGGCUUCUUCAGUCAGCGCCUGGAGCAGGCUGGAACUGACCUGUCAGUUGAGAGGGUCCAGGAGGUCAUCAUGAAAGGAGCCCAGGCCCUGCCCAAGGACAGACUGAAGAAGUUUCCCGAGCUGAAGUUCAAAUACGUGGAGGAGGACCAGCCGGAGGAUUUCUUCAUCCCCUACGUCUGGUCCCUGGUCUUCAACUCGGGCGUCGGCCUCCACUGGAGCCCCCACGGCAUCGAGCUCUUCAGCAUGGACUCCGGCUGAAGCCUCUCCCCAUGUCUGUUCUCUCUGGAAAACACAGACUGACGGCAUGCGUGUGUGUGUGUGUGCGUUUGGCGUGGUUGUGUGCGCGUUACCCUUUACAGUACGCGCACGCUGCUUUGAAAGUGCCUCGACCUUGAGCAGAAUGGUGUGGUUGCUGUUCGUUUCACCCCCCACCCCCCCAUUUUUAUGCAGCUCAACCACUUUUUUCCCCUUGUAUCAUAAUAAUUCCUCUGCUUCUACACUGUGAAGCUUCAUCCGUGCAGGUUAGCGGUUCACACAGUAGCACCCACUCAUGUACAGUUAGUGCACAAUGCAGUGAGAACCUAUUUAACAUCAGAGCAGCUUCCCGUGGUUCCACAGCCCACGUCCGGUUACUUCCCCUGGAAAGCCUGAGGAGCUCGGGCCACUGGCGGCGGAUAAUCCUGCGUUUGUUUUCCUGCUAACUAAGAGAAGGUCAAUUCAAACAUAUGCAGAGUUACACUGAACCCAACCAUUUACUGCUGAGUGAUAAAUACGGACGGCCUGAUGCUCAAGACAGGCCGUUUGUCUCGGGACAUCCUUUAAAUAUGUGAUUAUCUCAUAAAUAAAUGUUUUAUUCUGACCUUGCACAGGUCACUCAAUGCAUCCAUCCAUAUAUACAUCCAUACAUCCAUAUAUACAUGCAUUCAUAUAGACCAGGCCACAGAGGCAGAUAUCAUCUCCCACAGACCGUGUGCUGUUGUUGUAGAGUGUAGGGUCCUUUCAGCUUUUAACUCACAUUGAAUUACAGAUUAAUUAAUGCCUAAUUUCACUCCAUGUAUAAUAUCAGUGGGCCACAUUACUCUGAUUCAUGUGAUGCCAUCGUUGCUUCCAGCCCAUUUGUUUGACUUUACCCCGUCUUUGUCGUUUCCAUUUUUCCUGAUGUUCACCUAAGGCAAGUACUUAAAUUAGGACAAGUCAUUAGACCCCGUCCUAUUGUUCAUAAUUACAGUUGUCUUCUUAAUUUGUGACCUUAUUUGCAUGUUUCAAUAGACUUUGUAUUAAAUUAUUUAUUUUCAUGUAUAUUGUUUUUAUAUAUAUUCAGCCCCUAAAUGUAAACUGUGCUGUGUUGACAUGACUGCUACUAAUGAAAGGAAAACUGCUGGUACUUGGACUUUUCCCAUGUGGAAAACGGGCUUUAUAUUAUUUCUUAUAAAAUGACAACAGCUGUCAUUUUGUGGUAAAUAUUACUUUGAAAGUAGGCGUUUGAAUAAAAAUGUUGAAGCGA